This is a messenger RNA of Pundamilia nyererei, 1814 nucleotides long. RefSeq names its product DnaJ (Hsp40) homolog, subfamily C, member 5aa (gene dnajc5aa). The record is from RefSeq and is a predicted model, not a curated record. Gene Ontology annotation, cellular component: presynapse; membrane; intracellular membrane-bounded organelle. Gene Ontology annotation, biological process: regulation of synaptic vesicle cycle. The coding region runs from base 183 to 782 and encodes 199 amino acids. The transcript has 5 exons. Lineage: Eukaryota; Metazoa; Chordata; Actinopteri; Cichliformes; Cichlidae.
GGGGGCGGAGCCAGCGGACUGCUGCACUGUCCAUGGUUGUGUAGUGGGAGCCAGAAAGGGUCCGGAUACGUGCGAGGAGAUGCGGCCAUAGUCACGCUGUACUGUCUAAAAUCAUAACCUGCUGGGAUCGUUAGCUUCGCAGCGCAUUAGAGCCUACUGAAAGCCUGUGGACGUGAGGCAUCAUGAGUGAGCAGCAGAGGCAGCGCUCUCUGUCCACCGCGGGUGAGUCUCUCUACCAUGUGUUGGGAGUUGAGAAGAUGGCCACGACGGACGAUAUAAAGAGAUCUUACAGGAAACUGGCGUUAAAGUUCCACCCUGACAAGAAUCCCGACAAUCCAGAGGCCGCAGAUAAGUUCAAGGAGAUAAACAACGCCCACGCCAUCCUGAAUGACCCCACGAAGCGUAACAUUUACGAUAAAUAUGGCUCUCUAGGCCUAUAUGUGGCAGAGCAGUUUGGAGAGGAGAAUGUUAACACUUACUUUGUCCUUUCUAGCUGGUGGGCAAAGGCUCUGUUUGUAUUGUGUGGCCUGGCCACUGGCUGUUACUUCUGUUGCUGCCUGUGUUGCUGCUGUAACUGCUGCUGUGGAAGAUGUAAACCACGGCCUCGAGAGGGCCAGGAGCAGGACUUUUAUGUGUCCCCUGAGGACCUGGAGGCUCAGCUGCAAUCUGAUGAGAGAGAGGCUGGUGGUGAACCUAUAGUGCUGCAGCCGUCAGCGACAGAGACAACCCAGUUAACAUCAGAUGGGCACCACUCCUACCGCACCGACCCCGGCUUCAACUAACCCUCCGUUCCCAUCGAUCCUGGCCUGCGGUCCUGCCUGCUUCCCUGCUCCACCUCAGUGAGAUGAACGAAAGGGGCAAAACAUCUUUCCACUUCAGAAAGAGAGCCAUGCGGAGGUGAAGGGGACUAGUAAGCAUGGCCCAUGAAAGGAACUAAUGAAUUCGCAUCCCUUACACCUCCCUCCCUGAUCGGUCCGCUACGUAUUUCCCCGCCAGUACGAGAAGAAAUCCCUUUUAUUUCUUCUUUUGUAUCUCUCAGCCUUUACUCACACAGGUCGCCUGCCCUACCUUACCUUUCCCAUAGUUUGCAUUAUGGUGUAGCAUGCACUGUUUGGAAAAAAAAAGGUCUCCACGUUUUCUUUAAUCCUUUGCAACAUUUUUACUUUGCAAAGCCCAUCAUGCAGGUGCAGUUUUUUCAAAUGAGUACAGUACAUGAGGAGGGGAUAAAGUUUACCAGAUGUUUUAUGCUAAAGGAACAGAGAGCCAUGGCUCAGGGAGGUGCUGGUUGGAGAAGUGCUCGCUGGCUUAGGUGGUCGGUACCAUCAUCAAACCUCCAAGAACUAAGUUGUCAUACAUAUUUACACUUUUCUCGUGUGAUUCGCAAUCGAUAUUCUUUCAGUUGAAAAUGCCACCUGAUGUUGUCAGACCUGCAGCGUGGUCUUUAGUGUGCGCCCCACCAGAGUGUUUUUAAUGUCAAUCAUGAGGUUAUUAAGGCACAGAGCUUUAUUUGCAGACAGUUUGCUAUAGAUUUCUGCUGACGUUAGAGUUUCUGCUUUAGUUAGUAAUUCGCUUUGGCAUUUUCCUUCCUUCUGAAAGCCCCUCAUCGCAGGACAGACUACUUCCCCCUGUUUUUCCUGCAGCACUGAGCAGGUUGUUAUAAUUGUUACUUUACAUUAAUGCAUAUUGUCUUUUAAUGUAUUUUAAAUCAAAUAUGGCACAUUUCAACCCCAUGGUACAGUUCACUGUUGUUUCAUCAUAUCACCAGCUACAAAUUGACGAUGACACUGGAUACAUAAAGUAAAAAAAAAAAAAAA